AAAUUCGAAUGUUUGCCUGAUACAUAUCAUCAUGAGUUAUUUCCUUGCAUCCUGCCUCGGUGUGGGCUUACUUUCUACAGUUUCUUGUUCUCUUCAAGGAUUGACCAGUCAUUACAGAGAAAAUAUUCCCCGUUUCAAGCAUGUAGCAAACGAAAGAUACGAAGUAUUUCUUGGAGAUGAGAUAAAAUUUGACUGUCAAACCGCGGCGUCAAAGAUUUCUGCCUUUGUCGAAUGGUAUCGUAAUGACAAGUUACUCAAAAAUGAUCAAAUAGAUAAAGACAAAAUUCGGAAAGAUAAUAACAGGAUGAUGCUUCACUUGAAGAAUAUUGAUGUUUCAGAUCAGGGUCUUUGGUCUUGCCGCGUACACAACGCAUAUGGACAAAUAUCACGAAAUUUUACAGUUGAAGUUAUUGACUUUUGUGAUUACUUCCUGUUUCCCGAUAUUCAUCAUUUGAACAUUCCGAUGGAAUGUGUUUGUUUAUGGAAAUACAACAAAGAAGCAAAACGAUCUGAUGUGAACUAUGCAGCGGUAACAGGAGAAGUCUGCUCAAAGUACGCAUCUCGCAUGAUAAAUAGAGCACGAAAACCGUUGCCAAUGAUUCCUUGCUUUGGUGAUCACUGCAAAGAAUUUGACACUACUCCUGUUUCGGAUUUUGGUUUACCUGGGAAACCCGAGGACGAUCCUUUAGUAAAGCGUGUUGUUUUGAAAAAAGAUGAUGUGAUUGUGCCCGUGCAUGACUCUGAAGAAAGUCCAUCCGAAUCCAGAACCGAAUUUAUCAAUGCUGAUGAAAAAGAAAACAAAGAAGACGAAGAAGAAGACUAUAGUGUUUCACAACCGGUUGCUCCAGAUGCGGGGCUCACUGAGCUGAAUAUUACUGCGGAAGAGCCACCAUAUUUCAAGUCAAACGACAACAUUGUAUUGUUUAAUGAAACGCAUGCUCUACCAGCAGGACGAACAUUGAAACUUAAUUGUCGCGCAAAAGGAUACCCUGAGCCACAGAUUAUCUGGUACAAAAACGGCAAAAUGUUGAAGAAAAGUAGUGCUCGGUCCGGCGGAUACGAAUUCAAGUUCAAUAGAUGGUCUUUAGAAGUGGAAGAUGCUGUCGUAGCAGAUUCUGGGGAGUUUCAUUGUGAAGCAUUGAACAAAGUUGGAAGUGCAAAAAAGUAUUUCCAUGUGAUCAUAGUCAACAGAAUGAGAAGACCGCCCAUUAUCGUUCCGAAUAUUUUGGCUAAUCAAUCAGUAAAUAUUAAUGACACUGCCACAUUCCACUGCAAAGUUGUCUCUGACUUAUUGCCUCAUAUUAUUUGGGUACGCAUCAACAAAAUCAAUGGGUCGUAUAGCUACUACAACAAUUCAGCUGAAGAGUAUAUGUUCAAUUACACAGAGAUGGACACUUUUGAUAAAGCGCACGUCCAUCACGUUGGUGAUGAAUCGACGCUUACUAUUUUCAAUGUGUCGCUGGAUGAUCAGGGAAUAUAUGCUUGUCUCAGUGGAAACUCACUGGGGAUGUCGAUGGCGAAUGCCACUUUAACGGUGAAUGAGUUUAUGGCCAUACAUUUGCUCACUGGUGACGAACCGAAGAUAGAUAGAUGGACAACAUCCGAUUAUAUAUUUACAACAAUUCUGCUUUUCUUACUGCUUGCUGCAACAUUAUUUGGAAUUUUGUUUAUGGUGUGCAAACAAACACUACACAAAAAAGGAUUCAUGGAUGAUACUGUUGGAUUAGUGGCAAGAAAAAAAAGAGUCGUAGUUAGCAAAAGGCCAAUGAAUGAAGAUAAUGAGAAUUCGGAUGAUGAGCCAUCACCUUAUCAAAUUCAAAUAAUAGAGACUCCAAUUACAAAGAAAGAAGCAGCGAGAAAACAAAGAAAACGUAUGAAUUCAGAAAACACUGUUCUUUCGGAAUACGAGGUUGAUUCGGAUCCAGUUUGGGAAGUUGAAAGAUCAAAAUUGAGUUUGGUUCACAUGCUUGGCGAGGGAGCAUUUGGAGAAGUUUGGAAAGCAACAUACAAAGAAACAGAAAACAAUGAAAUCGCAGUUGCUGUCAAAAAAUUGAAAAUGUCAGCUCACGAAAAAGAGCUCAUUGACUUGGUCAGUGAAAUGGAAACAUUCAAAGUUAUAGGAGAACAUGAGAACGUGUUGCGAUUGAUUGGAUGCUGUACAGGCGCUGGUCCGCUUUAUGUCGUUGUUGAGCUGUGCAAGCAUGGGAAUUUGCGCGAUUUCUUGAGAGCACAUAGACCUAAGGAAGAGAAGGCAAAAAAGUCCAGCCAAGAAUUGACGGAUUAUUUGGAACCACGAAAAGCAUCUGAUAAGGAUGACAUUGAGCUCAUACCAAAUUUGACACAACGCCAUCUUGUACAAUUUGCUUGGCAAGUGGCUCAAGGAAUGAACUUCUUGGCAUCAAAGAAGAUCAUACAUCGUGAUUUGGCAGCAAGAAAUGUUCUCGUCGGUGAUGGACACGUUCUGAAAAUAUCGGAUUUUGGACUAUCGAGAGAUGUGCACUGUAACGAUUAUUAUAGAAAACGUGGAAACGGCAGACUUCCCAUUAAAUGGAUGGCUUUAGAAGCGUUGGACUCAAAUGUAUACACCGUGGAAAGUGAUGUAUGGUCAUAUGGAGUUCUCCUUUGGGAAAUCAUGACACUUGGUGGAACUCCCUAUCCAACGAUUGCCAUGCCUGAACUCUAUGCUAACCUCAAAGAAGGAUACAGAAUGGAGCCACCACAUUUAUGUCCCCAAGAAGUCUACCAUUUGAUGUGCAGCUGCUGGAGAGAAAAAUUGGAAGAACGACCAUCUUUUAAAACAAUCGUAGAUUAUUUGGAUUGGAUGUUAACAAUGACAAAUGAGACUAUUGAGGGAUCACAAGAAUUUAAUGAUCAAUUUUUCUCCGAAAGAUCCACGGCAUCAGGUCCAGUUUCUCCUAUGGAGUCAUUCCAGAAAAAGAGAAAACAUCGCCCUCUUUCAGCUCCAGUGAAUCUUCCAUCAGAGCCACAACACACAAUUUGCGACGACUAUGAGUCCAAUUUUUCUGUAGAACCACCCAAUGAUCCGAAUCAUCUCUACUGCAAUGACAAUAUGCUGAAAAAUCACAUUAUUACACCGGAAACCUCUCAACGUAUUCCAUCAAACAACAAUAGCAUGAGCAAACCCGAAUUUUGACCGUUUUUAGUGUACAUCCACAAAGUGCUCAACGAACCAAUCGGAAACGGGUAUGUUCGACAAGAUAAAUUAGCUCGUGCCGUCAGCGGUGUUGCCAACCAAUCUCUCGACUCUGCCCUCGGUUCACCAGCUUGGCCUUCGUACGACCGUCCCUCUAACAAAGCUUCUUGUUUAGAUGAUGAGAAGCAUCACUACUAUUACUCAUAGUAGUCUCUCCGCCGUUAUCAGAUGUCAUUUAAAAGUCCAUUGUGAUCAAACUCACCAGUAUUAUAAUACAACGUCUAAAAUUCAAUAUCUUCAUUUUACCUUCGAUGAUCCAGAUUGUAUGACUAGAUCAAGAGAUUCUGCAAUAUUCGAGGAAUCAUAUCAUCCUAACUAUAUCCAGUCACAUCCACUCUACUCGAAAAUCAUAAUCAAAAAGAACAUGACGCCUCGCAACCCGUUGCCGACAAAGGAAACUAUUGUCUAACUUCGUUUUUGACUACUUUUUUCGUCCUCUUUUCUUUGUUUGCUGCUUGCUAUGAUCUAGUCAUUUUUGACCAGAUUUCUGCUUUACUUUUCCUUCUCCACACUUAUGCUCAGUUUUCAUUCAUGUUUAAAUUGAUACACUUAAUAAUUGUUUUUACAGAGCGUUUGUUUUUUGUUGUCUAUAAUGUUUUUAUUUUAUGUGCGCUUUGAAAUUCAAUUGAAAAAUUCACAAUAAAACAUAUAGUCUUGAAUAAAACUAAUUGUGUUACAGAA
Messenger RNA from Caenorhabditis elegans, 3895 nucleotides. The record is from RefSeq. Lineage: Eukaryota; Metazoa; Nematoda; Chromadorea; Rhabditida; Rhabditidae.